AUGGAGGCCACAGAAAGGGAAAACACAGAGGACAUUGAGUCUCUCAUGGAGGACAUGGACUACAUCCCUGGUCACUUCCACCUGGAUCUAAAUCUUAACUGUGAUCCUACUGGGCCAGUGAAGCUGAGACAUCGGGACACUUAUUUAAGACAGGAAAGCCUGCGAGGUGAGCUAGAAGCAGAAGUUGGAUAUUUGCAAUAUGCUGUGCGAAAUCUGUUGGGCCUGCUGGCUUUUAACCUGGAACAGCUGGACACUGCUGAGGAAAUAUUCAGGAGCAUUUGCAAAGAGGACCCUGGGAAUCUGAAUGCCUGGGCAAACCUGGGCUACGUGUAUGACAAGCUGGGAAGAGAGCUGGAUGCAGGGGAGUGUGUGGACAAAGUGUCCAACCUCAUGGGCUUAGACGGCGGUGAGGCAUCUCAGGAUGAGAUCAGGAUUAUGGCUGCACGCUGCCUGGUCGAGCAGGCCUACGUCUUUCCCUACGAUAUAGAGCUGGACAGCGACAACGACUUGAGAGAGCGACUCAGCACUGCACUGUCUUUUUACAACAGAGCCCUGCAUUAUGGGGGUGACCUGAUACCAAUAGAGGAAAAACGAAGCUGGUAUUUUAAAAUGGCAACAAUCUACAUAAGGCUGGACAACAUAGUAAAGACAAAAGAGGAUUCUGAGUACUCCAGACUUUCGCACUACAAUAAAGGACUCAAGUUUCUGAAAGAAACACUGGAAUCUGAGAAAACACAGCACAAAGCUCUAGCUUGGUGUUAUGUCGGCAUCAUGUUAGAAAGGAAGAAGGAGUUUUCCCCUGUGCCCAUGUCCAUACAUGACUGCGGUUUCUCGGCUUCGGAUCCUCUGUCCUGUUAUGGAACUGCUAUAAAUAUGGCCAGUGACGAUGCAUUCAUCCUGAACCUCCUGGCCAGAGUCUUCUCUCUGCUGGGUAAACAUGACAUGGCUACAGGGAUCUGCAAUAUGGCCCUAAAUGUGCUGCCAGAUCCAGAACUCAACUGGCAGGCUUACUGCACCCGUGCCAAGAUCAAUAUAAUCCUGUACAUGGGCGACCUCGAGAAGGCAAAGCUUGGUGAUGGUGGAAUCCCAGACCGACAGAAGCUAAUUGAAGCUAGAAAAGACUUAGACAAAGUACUCGGUGUACGCCCCUGUCUUCGAACACAUUUGGAGAUGGCACAGGUAUACUACUACAUGGGUGUAGAUGCACUCCAGGAGAGCCUUUUGGUGGAUGAGAGUGCAAUAAAUAGUGCCCUGGUGAGUUUGUCUCAUGCUCUGAAGUUUGAGCUGGGAGACUGCUUACCGGAACUUCAUGUGCUCAGAGGACGCUGCCUCCUCGUGAAAGGCGAGGAGCAGAACGCCGUAGACUGCUUCAAAAAAGCUCUGGAGUUAGAGAAACAAGGGAGCAGAGACACCACAGCCCUGCGCUGCCUCUUACAGGCUCUCCUGACUCUGUUCAUGCAGGGAGACCCUGACCCUGGGAUUGUCAUCACUCAGCUGGAAAUGUGGGUGCUCAAGGCAGAGGAGCUGUACUCUCAGGACAUAGUGAAGGCUGAGCUGAGGUGCCUUUACACGACACACACAGCAGAGGUUACAGAGUUAUCCAGGGUUCUGAUCAAGACAGGACGCCUGGACCUAGUGAGGAGGCUGCUGGAUACAGUGGUGCCUAAACAGCUGGCUAAAAAGAGAUCACUGGUCUUUAGGUCGGUCUCAUUAACAUGA
Molecule: messenger RNA, 1719 nt
Organism: Pelmatolapia mariae (spotted tilapia)
Lineage: Eukaryota; Metazoa; Chordata; Actinopteri; Cichliformes; Cichlidae
Gene: ttc22
Product: tetratricopeptide repeat domain 22
Exons: 8
Coding region: 1-1719 (572 amino acids)
Molecular function (GO): protein binding
Source: RefSeq, a predicted model, not a curated record